Molecule: messenger RNA, 959 nt
Organism: Erythranthe guttata (spotted monkey flower)
Lineage: Eukaryota; Viridiplantae; Streptophyta; Magnoliopsida; Lamiales; Phrymaceae
Product: germin-like protein subfamily T member 1
Molecular function (GO): manganese ion binding
Source: RefSeq, a predicted model, not a curated record
UUGACCGUAAUGUGCCCUAAAUCUAAAAUAUCCAUAUUUACUUCCAACACAAGUACUAUGACUUCGUCCAUGUUAAAUAUCUUAAUUCUAAAAUCUCAAUCACUUAACAAAAAUUCAAAAUUCCCAACAACUCCAAAACCAACUUCCUUAUCUUAUAAUUUCUCAUUUGAUUUCUUCCACAAAGACUAAAAAAUAAAAAAUCCCUAUAAAUCAAUCAUCAAUAAACUCUCCUCCAUUGCAUCACAAAUAAUAAUAUCAUGAGUUCAUCAAUGGCUUUUCCACCAUUGAUCCUUCUCCUAAUACUUCUCUCUCCGUCGCCUUCUCUCUCAUCGGACCCCGAUCCAUUACAGGACUUUGGCAUAGCCGAUUUACAAUCGGCUUCCUCGAUAAACGGCUUCCCAUGCAAGGCGGCCCCCAACGUAACCUCCGAAGACUUCUUCUUCAGCGGGCUCGCCCGAGGUGGCAACACAAACAACACCUUCGGAAGCAGUGUGGUCCAAGGCAACGUUCUUUCGUUCCCGGGGCUAAACACACUAGGCAUCUCUAUGAACCGGGUCGAUAUUGCCCCCGGGGGGAUUAAUCCUCCACACCUGCACCCCCGGGCUACAGAAUCAGGGGUGGUGGUGCGCGGUAAGCUUCUCGUGGGGAUGAUUACCUCGGGGAAUGUUUUCUACUCGAAGAAUUUGACCGAGGGUGAGAUGUUUGUGAUUCCGAGGGGAUUGGUGCACUUUCAGAUGAACGUUGGCAACGAGUCGGCGCUUAUUUUGACGGCUUUUAAUAGCCAUUUGCCGGGUGCCGUUGUUAUUCCGUUUACUUUGUUCGGAUCGAGGCCUUCGGUUCCCGAUGAGGUUCUUACGAAGGCUUUUCAGGUUGAUAAAAGUGUUGUUGAUGGAAUUAAAUCCAACUUUGGUGGUUAAUUAAUUCAUUAAUUAAUUUUGAUCAUUGUGUGAUUAUUUUAU